AUGAAAAAUUUUAACUCAACUACUCUAUUUCCUCCUGACUUUUUCUUUUCAAAUAAAUCAAGAUCCCUAAAGCCAAGCAUCCGAUAUCUUGAGCCCUUGCCAGAAAUUCAGCAAGAGCCCCGCCAUCCUUAUAAAAUUAUUGUGACAUCUCCAAAAUCUCAUUCACAAGACCCUAUGAAGAACUCGAAACUGAUUUCUUCGUUAUCUUGCAAACAUUUACGAAACAGUUUGGACCCUUUUCAAACGCCUCCUAUUCAGCCAUCUAAAAAAAACCCAUUAAAAACCCGUUUACCUCACUUAAAACCUCUUGUACAUAAUUCAAUUUUCAGUCCUCGACUUUCUCAAAAGUCAAUAGAAAACCGACCAAAAGAUUUUGACAAGCACUUAACAGUGACAUUUAGCCAAAAAUCAUUUAUCCUCAAUAGCUUAAGGGGGAUAUAUUUAUUUUAGAUUGUUAUUUGGAUGAAAAUUUAAUUAAAUUCAGUAUAAAGUUCUAAAUCAAAUAAAUAAUCGUUAA
Blepharisma stoltei is the source of this 517-nucleotide messenger RNA. The record is from the annotation of a GenBank genome assembly. Lineage: Eukaryota; Ciliophora; Heterotrichea; Heterotrichida; Blepharismidae.